Messenger RNA from Elgaria multicarinata webbii, 3210 nucleotides. RefSeq names its product neuronal acetylcholine receptor subunit alpha-7-like. Bases 423 to 1958 code for a protein of 511 amino acids. NCBI's taxonomy places the organism in Eukaryota, Metazoa, Chordata, Lepidosauria, Squamata, Anguidae. The record is from RefSeq and is a predicted model, not a curated record. Gene Ontology annotation, molecular function: acetylcholine-gated monoatomic cation-selective channel activity; acetylcholine receptor activity; acetylcholine binding. The transcript has 10 exons. Gene Ontology annotation, cellular component: synapse; acetylcholine-gated channel complex; postsynaptic membrane. Gene Ontology annotation, biological process: nervous system process; regulation of membrane potential; monoatomic ion transmembrane transport.
AUUACGGAGACAGUGGGAAUGUGGCAAAUCUCUCACAGGCAGCAAUGUCCUUUUCUCUCUCCUCCCCCUUCCGAACACACAUUAGCUUCUCUCUGCUCCUGCUCUUUCCCUGUCUGGCACUAGAAAAGGUGCAGAGCGCUUGUGAGGGAGGAAGGCGAGGGAAAACACACAGACACGCAACACCACCCAUCUCCACAACCUAGAUAAGUCCCUGGCACUUCGGUGUAGUUAUUAGCAGCAAUAAACCUGAGCACAGAGAGAUGUAAUUUGGGCUAAUGUGCUGUUCUUCCUUGGUGGCAAACUGGCUGGUUGGCUUAUUAGCAUUACUGUUAGGUAGCGACUGGCUCCAUCACUCAGAGCUGACAGGAAGAGUUCCUUCGCAUUGUCUGGUGUCUGCUUAGACCCCAGAUUGUGGCUUGACAAUGCUCGCAGAGAGGUGUCUAGGAUUGAUAUAUUCCGGCUUGUAUCUCUGGGCAUCCUUGUUCCUGUCUUUUUUAAAAGUCUCCCAGCAAGGGGAAAACCAGAGGCGGCUGUACAGAGAACUGCUGAAAAACUACAAUCGCUUGGAACGGCCUGUAGCGAAUGAUUCACAACCCCUUGUAGUAGAGCUGCAACUGUCAUUGUUGCAAAUAAUUGAUGUGGAUGAAAAGAACCAGGUCUUGAUAACAAAUGCUUGGCUGCAGAUGUAUUGGAUUGAUGCAUAUUUGUCAUGGGAUCAGUAUGAAUAUCCUGGAGUUCAGAAUUUAAGAUUUCCUUCUGAUCAGAUUUGGGUGCCAGACAUUCUUCUGUACAACAGUGCAGAUGAGAGAUUUGAUGCAACGUUUCAUACAAAUGUUCUGGUAAACUAUUCAGGAGCUUGCCAGUAUAUACCUCCAGGUAUCUUGAAGAGUACAUGUUACAUUGAUGUCCGUUGGUUUCCUUUUGAUGUGCAAAAAUGCAAUUUGAAAUUUGGUUCAUGGACACACAACGGCUGGUUGCUUGAUCUGCAGAUGCUUGAAGCUGAUAUUUCCAAUUACAUAUCAAAUGGUGAAUGGGAUUUAGUGGGUGUCCCAGGAAAAAGGAAUGAGCUGUACUAUGAGUGCUGUAAAGAGCCAUAUCCAGAUGUGACUUACACAGUGACCAUGCGCCGCCGCACCCUCUACUAUGGGUUGAACUUACUGAUUCCCUGUGUUCUUAUAUCAGGCUUAGCGUUGCUGGUUUUCUUGCUGCCGGCUGACUCUGGAGAGAAAAUAUCUUUGGGUAUUACUGUUCUCCUGUCCCUGACGGUUUUCAUGCUGCUUGUAGCAGAGAUAAUGCCUGCCACCUCAGAUUCUGUUCCCUUAAUAGCCCAGUAUUUUGCAAGCAUCAUGGUUAUUGUCGGCUUAUCUGUGGUGGUGACAGUCUUAGUUCUUCAGUUUCAUCAUCAUGACCCACAAGCAGGAAAGAUGCCCCAAUGGGUCCGUGUCAUUUUGUUGAACUGGUGUGCUUGGUUUUUGAGAAUGAAAAAACCUGGAGAAAGCAUAAGGCCUCUUUCUUGCAAAUACAGCCAUUCUAGGCACCAGUCUACUGUCAGCAGUGUAGAAAUGAACAUCUUACCUGGACACCAAUCUAGCAACGGCAAUGUGAUCUACAGCUACCAUACCAUAGAAAACCCCUGCUGUGCACACAACAGUGACAUGAGGAACAAGGGUGAAAAGGACCCUGGCUCUUCACCCGAAGAUACUGAAAUUACUCAAAGAAAAGCUUUAAUGGAAACUAUCCCAGUGAUUGUGAAAAUCCUGGAAGAAGUUCAGUUCAUCGCAGCCCGUUUCCGAAAACAAGAUGAAGGGGAAGAAGUCUGCAGUGAAUGGAAGUUUGCAGCUGCUGUCAUAGACAGAUUGUGCCUUGUGGCAUUUUCACUCUUUGCCAUCAUCUGCACACUCACAAUACUAAUGUCUGCUCCAAAUUUUAUCGAAGCUGUUACAAAAGAUUUUACAUAAGGAAAAGAAUCUCAGAAAUGAACAGAAAAACUCUCAAAUGUAAUUGGGGAUUAUGAAUUGAUGACAUUAAUUCUGCUAAACAAUGAUACUGAAAAUGAGAAAGUUUACUUUCUUUGCUGACUUCAGUAGAGGAAAGGAGUUUCAAUAUUCAGUACCCCCCACCAUGUUAGAGAUUAUAGGUACAGGAUUAAGUAACUGGCUCUGUUAUUGUUUCUUAAACAGUGUCUUCUCCCUGUACUCGUGAUCAUGAUUUCUGGUAAAUAUUAGACAAGAAACCAGAUAUACAGCAUACCAAGUAAAUAGUUAAUUAUGUGUACUACUGGAAAACACUAGUGAGCAUUUUGCUGCAUUGGUAAAUCCCUCCUAGAAUUAUUAUUUGCUCACUGAACCAUUUUCAAUAUUUUUAUUUUGCAUCUUUGCUUAAUACAGAUUUCAUCUAUAGUAAUGUAAUCACUUCAGCCUUGAAUUAUAUUGUGAGUUGCAGUUUGCCGAAUAAAUGGUGAGUUUUAGCUUUUAUUAUCACUGUGAUAGUCUGAAAUAUUUCUCCAGUUGAUAAUGUAAAGGAUUUUUCUAGUAAGUUAAAAUAUUUUCAGUGUCUAAUAUUCAGUUUUUCUAUUAUAUGGAUUACCAAGUUUCCUUUUACUAACUUGAGUAUUGUGGCUCCACCCUCUUAUUCUUGCCUUUGAAUUUAUUUGUAUAAGCUUCCAAUUUCCUUAAACUGCACUGGUCUAAAUAGUGUUGCUAAUUUCUUAGAGUGCAUUAUUACAUAGCAGUCCCAAACAUACAUUAAAGCAGGACAUGUAUCACUUGCUGAAUUGAGAACCACUGGUAUAAAUCAGAGGCAUACUCAGACGGGCAUCUUAACUACACAUCCAAGCAACAUUCAGUCUGUCCUGCAUCAUAUUGCUUUGAAUGGGGUACCUAUUUCCACUCCCAUUCUCAUGCACCUAAUUGCACAUUAAUGCCUUGUUUAUGUUCAAUUUGAGCUGGAUUGCAGCCAUUGUGGACAAAAAUUAGAACCACUUGCCAUAGCAAUAAGUAAGGGACGGUUCAAAUGACCUAUAAGAACCCAUUCAGAAGGUGAUAAUCUACAUGGCAGCUUUCUCCCACUGAUGACCAGACGAUGUUGUAACAAAUACGACAAUCACAUGAUGAUCUAAACCAACUAGAAGAUCAGAACUUAUACCAAUCACAUCUUAUAUAGCGAAAAACUAAGUUUGCACAUAUGUGUGUGCAGGAAAGGACAUGGACA